Messenger RNA from Rhizophagus irregularis DAOM 181602=DAOM 197198, 1137 nucleotides. RefSeq lists its product as uncharacterized. The record is from RefSeq and is a predicted model, not a curated record. Gene Ontology annotation, molecular function: lysozyme activity. Gene Ontology annotation, biological process: signal transduction; peptidoglycan catabolic process; cell wall macromolecule catabolic process. Lineage: Eukaryota; Fungi; Glomeromycota; Glomeromycetes; Glomerales; Glomeraceae.
CCGAAGCCUAUUAAAUAAAUACAUCUAGGCGACUAUUAUUAUUAAAUUUGAAAAAAAAUGAAGUUCUUGCUUAUAAUAUUGGCCAUUUUUUUCUUAACAGUUCCAUCAGUUUUUGCUAUCACUGCUGUUGAUUCUGCCAUGACAGUAGUCUCACUUGAAUCUUAUAAAUGCGUUAAAAACUUUGGUUAUGAACGGGCUAUUAUUCGUGGUUAUUUUGAGUCUUAUUGUGGAAAUCCUGGAGGUGACAUUGAUAAAACCUUUAUCCAAAGCUAUACAAAUGCUGUUAAUGCCGGAUUCACCCAAAUUGAUGUUUAUAUGUUCCCAUGUACUGGAAUCCCAAAAUGUUGUGUUAGUGAUCCAACUCCGGAAUGUUUAGCUACAAAUUUUACCUGUAAAACUCCUCAAGAACAAGUCAAUCAAUUGGUACAAUGGAUAAAUAACACUAAGAUAAAUGGAGGUCAGGAUAUUAUAGUUCAAACAGUUUGGCUGGAUGUUGAGACUGAUCCAGCGUCUAAUAACUGGCCACCUUCUAAUACCACUUUAAAUCAAAAAACUUUACAAGAAUUUAAAUACGCAUGGGACGGUACUAUGUGGAAUUGGGGUAUAUACGCGCGUGCAAAUGACUGGGCCACAAUUACUGGAGAUAAAAAUUGGGUCUUGGAUUCUACUCGUCCAUUAUGGGUUGCUAAUUUUGACAAUAUUAUUAAUUUAACGCAAAAUUUUUCACAAUUUGGUGGAUGGAUGACACCUACGGGCAAACAAUACAAGGGAACAGAUUACUUUUGUUGCUUAUGUGACGAUGGAACUGGAAGCCAACUCUCUUGUAGUUCAUGCUUUACUAAUCCUGGACCUUGUUGUUAUGGCUUUGAUAGAAGCGUAUUCUAAGAAGCGUAUUCUAAAUAUUUUAGUCUUUAUAAUAUUAAUUGUAAAGGUUAAUAAAAAUUAAGUUAAUAUUCUUACUAAACAAUUAUAUUUUUAUAUGAGUAAAAGAUACGAUCUGACCAUUUACAAUUGUCAUCUUUCUUAUAUAUAUUACCUAAGUAUGGUAUACAAGCAUUUCGAAGUGUAAACUUAAUAAUAUUUAAAUACAUUUUAUAGUUCUCCAAUCCAUAUAAUAAGCUGUGUGCGAUCGAUUGU